AACAAUAUAUACUACAGCUACCUCUCAGCUCAUCAUUCUUCAACUAAUUAAAGAGGUCGAUAGAUAUGGCUGGUUUUAAUAUGAGACUUAUAUUCCCAUUUGUUACGAUAACUUUACUUCUUUUGGUAUAUGUUGUUGCUGGCACUACCAGGAACUACGAGUUUAAUAUUCAGCUGCAAAAUGUGACGCGGCUAUGCCACACCAGGAGCGUGGUUACGGUGAAUGGGAAAUUUCCAGGUCCACGCAUAGUUGCCAGGGAGGGUGAUCGCUUGCUUAUCAAAGUUAACAACCAUGUCUCCGAUAAUAUUACAAUCCAUUGGCAUGGUAUUCGGCAGCUAAGAAGCGGAUGGGCUGAUGGGCCAGCUUACGUUACGCAAUGCCCCAUACAAACUGGACAGAGUUAUGUGUACAACUAUACCGUUGUUGGACAACGAGGAACUUUGUUCUGGCAUGCACAUAUAUCAUGGCUACGAGCUAGUGUUUACGGUCCCCUUAUCAUUCUCCCAAAGCUCCAUGUCCCAUACCCUUUUGCAAAGCCCCACAAAGAAGUUCCCAUCAUCUUUGGUGAGUGGUUUAAUACAGAUCCAGAAGCCAUAAUUGCGCAGGCAACGCAAACUGGUGGAGGUCCAAAUGUUUCUGAUGCCUAUACUUUCAAUGGCCUUCCCGGUCCUUUGUAUAACUGUUCUGCUAAAGAUACGUUCAAGCUGAAGGUCAAGCCCGGAAAGACAUACCUGCUUCGGCUGAUCAAUGCAGCACUCAAUGAUGAACUGUUUUUCAGUAUAGCAAACCACACCCUCACAGUUGUUGAGGCUGAUGCCAUUUAUGUUAGACCUUUCGACACUCCAACACUUGUACUAGCUCCUGGUCAGACAACCAAUGUCCUGCUCAAGACCAAAUCCAAAACUCCUGGUGCCAACUUUCUCAUGUUGGCUAGCCCAUACGUAACCGGCCAAGGAACCUUUGACAACUCCACGGUUGCUGGUAUCCUUGAAUACGACUCAUCCAUUUCCAUGAAACAUCUUCCACUUUUUAAACCAACACUACCGUCUUUGAAUGACACUUCAUUCGUGACGAAGUUUUCAAACAGGCUUCGAAGCUUAGCUAGUGCACAAUUCCCGGCUAAUGUCCCACAAAAGGUGGACAAACAUCUGUUUUUCACCGUAGGUCUCGGGACAAGUCCUUGUGAGAAAAAUAAAACAUGCCAAGGACCGAAUGGAACUAGAUUUGCAGCCUCGAUCAACAAUGUGUCGUUUGUGCAACCAAGCACCGCCCUUCUCCAGUCCCACUACUUUGAUCAAUCAAAGGGUGUUUAUAGUCCUUAUUUUCCGGUCAGCCCAUUGAACUGGUUCAACUAUACAGGAACCCCUCCAAAUAAUACCUUUGUGAGCAAUGGUACAAAACUGAUGGUUCUUCCAUAUAAUACGAGCGUGGAGUUAGUGAUGCAAGAUACCAGCAUUCUUGGAGUCGAAAGCCACCCUCUUCAUUUCCACGGCUUCAACUUCUUCGUUGUUGGUCAAGGGUUCGGAAACUACAAUCCCAAUACGGACCCAAAGAAUUUUAAUCUUGUGGACCCUAUUGAGAGAAACACGAUAGGCGUGCCAUCUGGCGGGUGGGUUGCUAUAAGAUUUCUUGCGGACAAUCCAGGGGUGUGGUUCAUGCAUUGCCAUUUGGAAGUGCAUACAAGUUGGGGAUUGAAGAUGGCUUGGCUUGUCUUGGAUGGAAAACUCCCUAACCAGAAGCUUUUGCCUCCACCUGCUGAUCUUCCAAAGUGCUAAAGUUCCCAUCGACUCUUUCCGUUCAUUUUUAAAAAUUCAGAUUUAUCGGAUUUGUAUGUUUGAUAUAACAAUUUAAUUCUUGGAGAGUUCACAUUGUAUUUUCUAGCUUGUUUAUGUGAGGAAACUACAUUCUUAUAUACGAGUAUAAAGUCUUAUUUUCUUGUAAUUACGAGAAUAUCAACUAUCUUGAAUACUACUUUCACCAACA
Messenger RNA from Erigeron canadensis, 1983 nucleotides. RefSeq names its product laccase-17-like. Gene Ontology annotation, molecular function: hydroquinone:oxygen oxidoreductase activity; copper ion binding. Gene Ontology annotation, biological process: lignin catabolic process. The record is from RefSeq and is a predicted model, not a curated record. Gene Ontology annotation, cellular component: apoplast. The coding region runs from base 66 to 1775 and encodes 569 amino acids. Lineage: Eukaryota; Viridiplantae; Streptophyta; Magnoliopsida; Asterales; Asteraceae. The transcript has 6 exons.